Messenger RNA from Raphanus sativus (radish), 1622 nucleotides. Its product is annotated as tubulin beta-7 chain. The transcript is spliced from 3 exons. NCBI's taxonomy places the organism in Eukaryota, Viridiplantae, Streptophyta, Magnoliopsida, Brassicales, Brassicaceae. Gene Ontology annotation, biological process: mitotic cell cycle; microtubule cytoskeleton organization. The record is from RefSeq and is a predicted model, not a curated record. Gene Ontology annotation, molecular function: GTP binding; structural constituent of cytoskeleton; GTPase activity. Gene Ontology annotation, cellular component: microtubule; cytoplasm. The coding region runs from base 92 to 1441 and encodes 449 amino acids.
UCUCCAUAAACAUCACUCUACGCCUUUUUCAAAACCUCUCUCCUCUUCUUCCUCUCCCUCGCUUUAGAUCUCAGUUUUAGGGUUUGCGAAGAUGCGUGAGAUUCUUCACAUCCAGGGAGGCCAGUGCGGGAACCAGAUCGGUUCGAAGUUCUGGGAAGUGGUAUGCGCCGAGCACGGCAUCGACCAGACGGGACGUUACCAGGGAGACUCCGACCUCCAGCUCGAGAGGGUUAACGUCUACUACAACGAGGCGAGCUGUGGGAGGUACGUUCCACGCGCCGUUCUCAUGGAUUUGGAGCCUGGAACGAUGGACAGCGUUAGAUCUGGUCCGUACGGUCAGAUCUUCCGUCCCGAUAACUUCGUUUUCGGCCAGUCCGGUGCGGGGAAUAACUGGGCGAAAGGUCACUACACGGAGGGCGCUGAGCUUAUUGACUCGGUCCUUGAUGUUGUUCGCAAAGAGGCUGAGAACUGUGACUGCCUUCAAGGGUUUCAGGUGUGUCAUUCGUUAGGAGGAGGAACUGGUUCUGGAAUGGGGACUUUGUUGAUUUCGAAGAUCAGGGAGGAGUACCCGGACCGUAUGAUGCUGACGUUCUCUGUGUUCCCGUCUCCCAAGGUCUCUGACACUGUGGUGGAGCCAUACAACGCGACGCUAUCUGUGCAUCAGCUCGUUGAAAACGCUGAUGAGUGUAUGGUGCUUGAUAAUGAAGCACUGUAUGAUAUUUGCUUCCGUACCCUCAAGCUUAGCACUCCAAGCUUUGGUGAUCUGAACCAUUUGAUCUCUGCUACCAUGUCUGGUGUAACCUGCUGCCUUAGGUUCCCUGGUCAGCUCAACUCUGAUCUCCGAAAGCUUGCCGUGAAUCUGAUCCCAUUCCCUCGCCUCCACUUCUUCAUGGUUGGAUUCGCUCCUCUCACCUCUCGUGGCUCUCAACAGUACCGUAACCUCACUGUCCCAGAACUGACUCAGCAAAUGUGGGAUGCAAAGAACAUGAUGUGCGCUGCUGACCCGAGACACGGUCGCUACCUCACUGCCUCAGCUAUGUUCCGCGGGAAGAUGAGCACCAAGGAAGUUGACGAGCAGAUGCUGAACGUUCAGAACAAGAACUCCUCCUACUUCGUCGAGUGGAUCCCCAACAAUGUCAAGUCAACCGUCUGUGACAUUCCACCGACCGGUUUGAAGAUGGCUUCCACGUUCAUUGGUAACUCGACUUCGAUCCAGGAGAUGUUCAGGAGAGUCAGCGAGCAGUUCACUGCCAUGUUCAGGAGGAAAGCUUUCUUGCAUUGGUACACAGGGGAAGGCAUGGAUGAGAUGGAGUUUACUGAAGCGGAGAGCAACAUGAACGAUCUUGUCUCUGAGUACCAGCAGUACCAGGAUGCCACGGCUGAUGAAGAAGGAGAGUAUGAAGAUGAAGAGGCUGAGUACGAGCAAGAGGAAGGCUAUUGAAGAGACAAAACACAAGAAUCUCAACUUCAACUUCCUGUUGCUGUUUUACUUUUCAAAAUUUCUACUAAGUUUCGUUUUUAUAUAGUUUCUGCAACUAUAUCGGUUUCACUAGUAGUUAUGUACUUGGCGUAGACUGGCUAAGGGAUUAUCAAGAUUUAUUAAACAACUAUUUCGCUUAAAA